Molecule: messenger RNA, 1164 nt
Organism: Papaver somniferum (opium poppy)
Lineage: Eukaryota; Viridiplantae; Streptophyta; Magnoliopsida; Ranunculales; Papaveraceae
Exons: 2
Coding region: 1-1164 (387 amino acids)
Source: RefSeq, a predicted model, not a curated record
AUGGAGAGGAUGAUGCAACAAAUAUCUGCAGUGAUUGUUCCAUCGCGUGAAGGCAAUAUGGAGCACGCAAAUGUUAUGUACCAGAAUCAUCAAAGGCCGAGAUAUGACCCGUACUCCAACACAUACAAUCCAGGUUGGCGAGAUCAUCCAAAUUUCAGUUACGCCAACAAGCAAGCUGCAGUAUAUCCUACUUUCAAUCAACAAGGAGGCUACCAAUUCAUGCAAAGACCACAACAAGCAUCUCAGGGAACAAGUGUAGAUGAAAAGUUUGCUCUUAUGAUGCAAGAGGAUGAAACAGCCGCUAACAAGGCUGAUUUGGUACCAGAUUCUAACUUUAAACCUCUUGUUUCUACUAAUGUCACUUCUCCUCCUUUUCCUAGUAGGUUUGCAAAGUCCAAGAAGGAGACACUAUACAAGGAGAUUUAUGAGAUUUUCAAGAAUAUCCAAGUGAACAUACCACUCUUUGAGGCGAUAAGGCAAGUUCCUCUCUACGCAAAGUUCUUGAAGGAAUUGUGCGGUAACAACUGCAAAUUGAUCGGUAAUGAAGUUAUGUAUGUGGGUGAGAAUGCCUCCGCGUAUCUUCAAAAGAAACUUCCACCAAAAUUGAAGGAUCUCGGUAGUUUCACUAUACCAUGUAUAAUUUGUACAACCAGGUUUGAUCCUGCUUUACUAGACUUAGGUGCAACUAUUAAUGUUAUGCCUGCCUCAAUAUAUGAAUCAUUAGACCUUGGUCCUCUUAAGGAUACCGGAAUUAUUAUUCAACUUGCUGUUAGGUCCACUACUUACCCGAAAGGGGUUGUGGAAGAUGUUUUGGUGCAGGUUAACGAGCUUAUUUUUCCUGCAGAUUUUUAUGUUCUAGAUAUGAGGGAUGAAGAUUCACCAUCGUGUACACCUUUGUUGUUGGGUAGACUAUUCAUGAGAACUUCUAGAACUAAAAUUGAUGUCUUUAAAGGCACAAUAAGUAUGGAGUUUGACGGUGAACCCAUAAGUUUCAACAUCUUUGAGGCUAUGAGAUAUCCUAGUGACGUACAUUCCUGUUUUUCGGUUGAUGUGAUAGAUUCUUUGUCUCAACAAUUAUUUGAGUUAGACGGUGAUGAUGCAUUAGAGAAAUCCAUAAUGAAGAGUUUAGAUUGUGCAAAGCAUGAUGACAUGAAAGUGAUAUAG